CGGAGGAAAGAUCUUCCAAUAGAAAUGAAAGGAGACGAAUUUGGCAUGGUUUGGACAUCUGAAGGAAAAUUGGGAACGCGAUUUCUGCUGCUCUGGCUUCUGCUCUUUGCAGCCUGGCGGGCAGGGAGCGGCCAGCUGCGCUACUCGGUCCCCGAGGAGGCCAAACACGGCACGUUCGUGGGCCGCAUCGCGCAGGACCUGGGGCUGCAGCUGGCCGAGCUGGUGCCGCGCCUGUUCCGGGUGGCGUCCAGGGGCGGCGCGGACCUGCUGGAGGUGAAUCUGCAGAAUGGCAUCUUGUUCGUGAAUUCUCGGAUGGACCGUGAGGAGCUGUGCGGGCGCAGCGCGGAGUGCAGCGUGCACCUGGAGGUGCUGGUGGAGCGUCCUCUGCAGGUGUUCCACGUGGAGGUGGAGGUGAGGGACAUCAAUGACAAUGCGCCGGCUUUCCCCGUAAAGGAGCAAAGAAUGCAGAUUUAUGAAUCGAGACUGCCAGGUUCUUUGUUUCCACUGGAGGGCGCAUCUGAUGUUGAUGAUGGCUCAAAUUCGAUCUUGACCUAUAAACUCAGUUCUAGUGAAUACUUCGCGUUAGAUGUGAAAACAAAUCGAGAUGAUGAUGCACAUAUCAGACUUGUGUUAAGUAAGCCUUUGGACAGAGAGGACACCCCGGAACACAACUUAUUGCUGGUGGCCACAGAUGGGGGAAGACCUGAGCUCACGGGCUCCAUGCAAGUGCGGGUAACCGUGCUGGACGUGAAUGACAACGCGCCCAGUUUUGAACAGUCCGAGUAUGAAGUGAGAAUAUUGGAAAACUCUGAAAACGGUACCAGCGUUAUCAGACUGAAUGCUUCUGACCCGGAUGAAGGCUCCAACGGGGAAAUUUCCUACUCUUUCAACAGCCUUGUCUCGCCUGUGGUACUGGCACACUUUCACAUAGACCCGGCUACUGGAGAUGUAACUGUUCGAGGGAGUUUGGAUUUUGAACACGUGAAUUCGUACAAAAUACUGAUUGACGCGACAGACAAGGGUCACCCUCCAAUGGCGGGCCACUGCACAGUUUUAGUGAAAGUUCUGGAUACAAAUGACAAUGUGCCUGAGAUUGUGUUGACAUCCUUGUCAUUGCCUGUCAAGGAGGACGCCCCACUGGGCACAGUCAUCGCCCUCAUCAGCGUGUCCGACCGCGACUCCGGCCCAAACGGACAGGUCACCUGCUCCCUCGAGCCCCACGUGCCCUUCAAGCUGGUGUCCACCUACAAGAACCACUACUCGCUGGUGCUGGACAGCGGCCUGGACCGCGAGAGCGUGUCUGGCUACGACGUGGUGGUGAGAGCGCGCGACGCGGGCUCGCCCCCGCGCUGGGCCAGCGCCAGCGUGCGGGUGGAGGUGGCCGACGUGAACGACAACGCGCCGCAGUUCGCGCAGGCCGAGUACACGGUGUUCGUGAAGGAGAACAACGCGCCGGGCUGCCACAUCUUCACGGUGACGGCGCACGACGCGGACGCGCAGGAGAACGCGCGCGUGUCGUACUCGCUGGUGGAGCGUCGCGUGGGCGGGCGCGCGCUGUCGAGCUACGUGUCUGUGCACGGCGAGAGCGGCCGCGUGUACGCGCUGCAGCCGCUGGACCACGAGGAGCUGGAGGUGCUGCGCGUAGAGGUGAGCGCGCGCGACGCGGGCGCGCCGCCGCUGGGCAGCAACGUGACGCUGCAGGUGUUCGUGCUGGACGAGAACGACAACGCGCCCUGGCUGCUGGCGCGCGGCUCGGGCGGGCCUGCGGGGGCGGCGGUGGCUGCGAGCGAGCUGGUGCCGCGGUCGGCGGGCGCGGGCCACGUGGUGACCAAGGUGCGCGCGGUGGACUUGGACGCGGGCUACAACGCGUGGCUGUGGUUCGAGCUGCAGGCGGCGCCUGCGGGCGGCGCGCGCUGCCCGUUCCGCGUGGGCCUGUACACGGGCGAGAUCAGCACGACGCGCGCCCUGGACGAGCUGGACGCUCCGCGGCAGCGGCUGGUGGUGCUGGUGCGGGACCACGGCGAGCCGGCGCUCACGGCCACGGCCACGGUGCUGGUGUCGCUGGUGGACGGCGGUCAGGCGUCGCCGUCGUGGUCGCGGGCAUCGGUGGCGGCUGGCGCCUCGGCCUCGGCCUCGGCCUCGGCGGGCGCGCUGGGUGGUGCGUCGUCGCUGGUGGACGUGAACGUGUACCUGGUGGUGGCGAUCUGCGCGGUGUCGAGCCUGCUGGUGCUGACGCUGCUGGUGUGGGCGGCGGCGCGGUGGUCGUCGGGUGCGGCGUCGGAGGGCGCGUGCGUGUCGGGUCCGGCGGCGGCUGCGGCGGCGGCGCUGGUGUGCUCGAGCGCGGUGGGGAGCUGGUCGUGCUCGCAGCGGAGGCGGCAGCGGGUGUGCUCUGGGGAGGGCCCGCCCAAGGCCGACCUCAUGGCCUUCAGCCCCAGCCUUCCCCAUGGUCCCACCUCCACCGACAAUGACAACGUGAGUUUUAAAUAA
Messenger RNA from Ochotona curzoniae (black-lipped pika), 2487 nucleotides. RefSeq names its product protocadherin alpha-6-like. The transcript has a single exon. Gene Ontology annotation, biological process: homophilic cell-cell adhesion. Gene Ontology annotation, cellular component: plasma membrane. Gene Ontology annotation, molecular function: calcium ion binding. Lineage: Eukaryota; Metazoa; Chordata; Mammalia; Lagomorpha; Ochotonidae. The record is from RefSeq and is a predicted model, not a curated record. Bases 25 to 2487 code for a protein of 820 amino acids.